Dictyostelium discoideum AX4 is the source of this 3468-nucleotide messenger RNA. RefSeq lists its product as hypothetical. The record is from RefSeq and is a predicted model, not a curated record. Gene Ontology annotation, cellular component: cytosol; EARP complex. Gene Ontology annotation, biological process: endocytic recycling; retrograde transport, endosome to Golgi. Lineage: Eukaryota; Evosea; Eumycetozoa; Dictyosteliales; Dictyosteliaceae. The coding region runs from base 1 to 3468 and encodes 1155 amino acids. The transcript has 5 exons.
AUGAACAGAAACCAUAGUAGUAUCACACUUGGUGGAGGAGACCAUAACCACAACAAUUAUAACAACAAUUAUAACAACAAUAAUAACAAUAAUAAUAAUAAUAAUAAUAAUAAUAAUAAUAAUAAUAAUAAUAAUAAUAAUAAUAAUAAUAAUAAUAAUAAUAAUAUUAAAAAGAGUAGUACAGAUGUUGAUUUAUUUUCAUUAACUUCAAAUUUAAAUACAUUAUCAGAUGUAUCAAAAUUAAUGUCAAAUUUUUCAAAGAAAUCAGCAAAUCAUGGUAGUAGCUCAUUUACUAGAACCAAAUCACCUGAAGAUAUUAAAAAAGAGAAUGAAAUUAUAGAUAGUUUAGAUGAAGUUUACUUUAAAGAAGAUUUUGAUCCAGCUUUUAUUUUACAAAAUAUACCAAAAGAUGCACCAAUUGAUACAAUUGAUGCUUUAACUGUAAAAAUAAGUGGUUAUCAUGAAGCUGUUGAUUCAAGAUUUAAUGAUUUAAUUAGAAAAUCUUAUAAUGGUUUUGUACAAGGUAUGUCACAAGUUUAUGAAAUUGAAAAAGAUUUAACACAUUCAGCAAGAAUGUGUACAUCAGGUAAAGAAUAUUUAGAUGGUAUUCAAAAGAAUAUGACAUUAUUUGGAUUUAGAUUAUUAGCAAAACAUAGGAUUAGACAAUUAUCAAAGUUUAUGUAUCAAGAAUCACAUAUAAUUAAAGAGAUAUCAGAUGCAGCUAAAAAGAUUGAUAUGUUAUUGAAUAUGAAUGAAUUUUCACAGGCAUUAGAUCUUUUAAAUCAAUGGAAUCAAGUCAUUACAAAAUAUUCAAAAUAUACUUGUAUCAAAGAUAUCUCUUCAAGUAUUCAAGUCAAUGCUGAUUCUGUACUUGAUAAAAUCGAUUCAUCAUUACAUAGUGUUUGUCAUAAUUUCGAUCCUAAACAAUUUGAUAUCAUUAUGAAUAGUUAUUUCAAGUUAAAGAAAUUUCAAAGAAUUAAAGAUAAAAUUCAUCAAAAUUUCAUUUUAAAUAUUGAAGAUCAUUCUAAAAAAAUUUUAAAAACUCAUUUAAAUUUAACUUAUUCAAAACCUGAAGAAUUACUUCAUAUGAAAUUUGUGGAUAUGUGUCAACACUUAAAAGAAGAUCAAUAUAUACCAUCAUUAAUGGGUAUACUCGAACAUUUAUCAGAUUUAAUGUGGUCACAUUAUAUGAUGAAACAAUGGAUUUUAAAAAAGAUAAAAAGUUUAGAAGAAAUUAAUAAUUUAAGUAAUAAUAACAAAACUAAUACCAAUACCAAUACCAAUACCAAUACCAAUAAUAAAAAUAAUAAAGAAGAUACUAUUGAAACAUCAGAAAAAUUAUUUUGUAUGGAAGUAUUUAAAUUAUUUAAUGCAAAUAAAAGGACAAUUUGGAAUUCAAUUCAAAAUCAAGUUAGACAUAUUUUAAAUUCAUUAAGUCCAAAAUUUAAAAUUGAAUAUUUCAUAAAGGUAUUAGAUUCAAUUAAUCAAUUCAUUGAUGUUGGUAAUGAAUUUUCUGGUGAAGAAGCCAAUCUUUUAAAAGGUAUAAUGAAAGAGAAAUCUUUGGAUUACUUUCAAAACUUUCAUAAGGAAACCAUUGAAAGACUUAAAACAAUGUUAGAGAAUGAAGUCUGGCAUAAAAUACCAUUACCAAAUAAUUUCACUGUUUUAGAUGUUAAAGAAUUUGGUAUUGUUAUGAGUAGUUUUAAUAAUUUACAACAGCAGCAAAAUGGUGGUGGUGGUAGUAGAAAAUCUUCAGCAUCAAAACCACCAAUUCCAACAAUGAAUCUUUCGACAUUCUUAACAAUAGGCGAUCAAAAACAAAUUAGUUUUAAUAUAGAAGAUUAUGAUAUUCCAUUUUUAAAUAAUUUCAAAAAUGAUGGUAAUCCAUUCUCCCUUGUAAAUGGUAGAAGAACUUUAUCAGAAGCUGCUGGAAAUAAUAAUUCUCCAACAAAUUUAAAUACAUCACAAGUUGAUUUACCAACAACAACAAAUAAUAAUAAUAAUAGUAAUGGUGAAAUUGUUACUACAACAACUUCAACAAAUUCCACAAGUGGUGGUCCUUUAAUUUCAUCAACAACUAUUAAUGUAAUUAAACAAAUUGGUUAUUAUUUACAAAUGAUGAAAAUUUUAAAACAAUUAUCAUAUCCAAUUUUUACUGCAAUUUCUCAAUUAUUAGAAUUUUAUGUUUAUUCAGUUUUCACUUUCUUUGGUGAGAAUCAUUCUUUAUUUGAUUCAAGUAAUGUUAAUCCAAUGUUAAAAAAAACAAUGCAAAGAUUAAAACAUAAAUUUUCACCACCUGUUCAAGAGAAAUCAUCAUUAUUAUCAGCAUCAACAUUUCAAUCUAAAAUGUCAUCACCCCAUAUGUCACAAAAUAAAUCACAAUCACCAUCAUCAUCAUUAAAUCAAUCAAAAGAAAAUAUAUUUUUACCAAACCUUUCAAUUUCAUCAAACAAUAGUCCAUCAAUAACACCAAAUCAUAAUAAUCAUAAUAGUAAUAGUAAUAGUAAUAAUAAUAAUAGUAAUAGUAAUAAUAAUAGUAAUAAUCAAAACAGUAACAAUAUAAAUAGCAAUUUAACCAAUUCAUCAAACAGUGUAUCAAAUAAUCAUUCAAAUAAUAGUAGUAAUAAUAAUAAUCAAAAUGGUAAUCAAAAUACAUAUAAUGGAGAAGAUGAAAUUUUAAUUCAUUGGUCACUACCUAAAUUAAGUGAAUUAGUUGAUCUUGGUCAAUCAAAAAAUUUAUAUGGUUUAGAGAAUAAAAUCAUUGGUUUGGAAUCAAUGAUGUUUUUAGUAGAUUGUAUAAUGGAAGCUCAACCUUUAGUUUUAGAUUUAAUUCCAAAUGAAAAAAUAAUGCAAAUUAGUAAUUUCUAUGUUGAAACUGUUAGUGUUGUUGCUUCACUUAGAAAUUUAUGUUAUAAAAAUAUAACUUCUCAAUUUUUAAAUUUGGAAAAUAUACCAAAUUUAAUAUCAUCAAUUAAAUGGGAAUUAAAAGAAGCACCAACAACAGAAUCAAAUUCAUAUACAAUACCAAUUAUUAUUGAAUUUCAUAGAUUUACAGGUUUAUUAGAUGAAAUAUCUUCAAAGAGUAGUUUAAUUACACCAAAGAUUAAAAAUUUAUUAUGGGAAAAUACUAUUACCUUGGCAAUGGAAACAUUAAUUGAUUCAUAUUCAAGAAUUAAAAAGUGUAACUAUUUUGGUAGAAAUUUAAUGAUGAUGGAUGUAAAAAAACUUCAAAAUAAUCUCGAACAAUUAACAACAAUUAGACCAAUACCACAUAUUAAACAUGUUGAAAAUUAUAUUACCGCUUUCUAUCUACCUGAAUCUGAUCUCUAUAAUUUGGCCCGUGAUUCUGAAUAUACUAUUAAACAAGUGAUUAGUAUUGUAAAUGUUUCAAAUCAUUUGAAAAAGAAUGAAAAACAAAAAUUAAUUUCAGAUCUUGAAGAAUUAGAAAAACAAAGAAAAGAAAAAUAA